This is a messenger RNA of Trichoplax adhaerens, 1362 nucleotides long. RefSeq lists its product as uncharacterized. The coding region runs from base 1 to 1362 and encodes 453 amino acids. NCBI's taxonomy places the organism in Eukaryota, Metazoa, Placozoa, Uniplacotomia, Trichoplacea, Trichoplacidae. Gene Ontology annotation, biological process: peptidyl-arginine methylation. Gene Ontology annotation, molecular function: protein-arginine N-methyltransferase activity. Gene Ontology annotation, cellular component: nucleus. The record is from RefSeq and is a predicted model, not a curated record. The transcript has 16 exons.
AUGGAUGAAGUGGAAAGUCCAUCACUGACAGAAGGUCAAUUCGUCGAUGAUGAAUCGUUAGAUGACGACGAAGACUGGGAAGAUUGGUGUGAAGACGGUAAUGAUGUUGAAGAAGUGCUAUGUCUAUUUUGCAGCGAGAAAUUUCAUUCCGUUGAAAAAUUAAUUCACCAUUUAAAAGAGUAUCAUAACUUCAACCUGGAAACAGUUGCAAACAGAUACGGUUUUGACGUUUACGGACGUAUCAAGCUGAUAAAUUAUAUAAGACUAACGCAUCCGCUACCCAAUUUUUGGGAAAAUAUUUCUGAUAGCAUUCCCUGGGAAUCCGAAAAUUUUCUAAAGCCAGUAAUAAGCGAUGAUUUAUUGUUAAGAUACGUAAUUGAUAUGGAAGACACUUUCGAGUCGGGAGCAAUUGAUGCCGAUAUGGAAGUUGUUAAUCAUUUCACGGGUUAUCGUAAGCAGGAUAGAAUUAGAACUGAGGCUUACAUGAACUUUAUUCUAAAUAACCCUGCAUUAUUUCGAGAUAAGAUUGUUCUAGAUGUUGGAUGCGGUACUGGGAUUUUGUCUAUGUUUGCUGCAAAAGCUGGUUGUCGUCAUGUUUAUGCUAUUGAUCAGUCCGAUAUCAUCAAUUACGCAAGAGACAUUGUUAUGGAAAAUCAGUUGGAGAACAAAAUUACCUUGAUAAAAGGAAAAGUUGAAGAUGUCAAAUUACCGAUUGAAAAAGUUGAUGUUAUCAUCUCUGAAUGGAUGGGAUACUGCUUACUUUUUGAGUCUAUGCUUGAUUCUGUAAUUUUCGCAAGGGAAAAGUGGUUAACGGUUGAUGGUCAAGUUUAUCCUAAUUCCUGUUCUUUAAAUGCGGUUGCAAUCAAUGACAAGAUUAUGCAUGAUAAAUCCAUCGAAUUUUGGGAUAAUGUUUAUGGUUUUAAGAUGUCAUGCUUAAAAAGUACCGUUUUAGACGAUGCUGAUAUCGCCGUAGUAAAAUCCGAAACUAUUAUUAGUGAUAUCUGCUGUCUCAAGAUCUUAGAUGUUAGUAGUGUCAAAGUCGAUGAAUUGAAUUUCCAAUGUCCUAUUUCUCUCAAAAUAAAUCAAGCAGGGUGUAUAACGGCGCUGGUAGUUUACUUUGAUACAUUCUUUUCCAAGACGGAAUCAUUUAGUACUGGACCUUGUGCGCCUGCAACUCAUUGGGGACAAACAAUUUUUCAUCUACGCGAUCGCCUUAACGUUGAAAAAGGUGAACAAAUCUUUGGCCAAUUUUCUUGUAUGAAAAAUAAAGAAAACCACAGAAACCUCAAUGUUAAUAUCGUCUUGGAAAGUUCAAUUAAUAAGAAUACCUUCAAACUACAACAAGUAUAUUAUUUACGAUAG